CUAGAUCGAAGAUAUGUCGGUCAUCUGUCAUUUUUUUAGGUUAUGUUUUGUGAAAAAUAUAAACAAUUUUUGAAGAAUAUGACGAAGCCUGAAUGUUCCAAACAGGAAUCUUCUAUCACAAAAAAUAAACCCGAAAAAGACUCACCUUCAACGGCUAAAGAUUUAUUUGCCGAUUUUGUACCAGAAGGAUCAGACAGUGAAGAAGAAAAUGAAAUACAAGACGACAAAAAGGACGAAAAUAUUGAACCAGCGUCUAAAAAAUCUCGAGACAGUAAUUCAAAAAAAUACAUACCAAAAUACAAAAAAGAAUGGGAAAAUAAACCAGAAUUAAAAUCGUGGUUAUCAGAGAGCAUACAUGGCAAUACAUAUUUCUACUGCAAAUUUUGUAAAAAAGACUACAGGUGUGGGAUUUCCGAUAUUCACAAACACAUGUCUUCAAAGAAACAUGCCCUAAAAGCCGCGAUGCCUGCAUUCAAGGCACAAAAAUUUAAAUUUAGGGGGCUUUUAUGUCCAGUUUUCACCCCAUUUACCAAUUUAAAAAGAGUCACACCUGACGUAAAUCUUAAGGUUAUACCAAAAUAUGCAAAUUUUUUAAAAGCUUGCAAUAUUAAAGGAAUUCUAAUUAACGACAUAGUCGGGGAAGGAAUGUCCUUGACUACCCAUGAAAGAAUAGAUUUAGCAGACGCAUGGGCUGACGCUUGCGAGAAAACGAAUCAAUUUUUGAUGGCACAAAUUGGCGGAGCUCCCCUCAAAGACGUUAUAGAAAUGGCAAAACAUGCCGCUAAGCGGGAUAUCGGAGCCGUUGUAGUCCUUCCCGACCUUUACAACAAACCAAAAAACCACUUGGACUUAAUCAAAUACAUAAAAUUAAUAUCAGAAUUUACCGAAAACGUCCCCAUUCUUUAUCACCACAACUUUAAAUUUACCCAAGUCGAAAUUGACAUUACGUCUUUUCUGUUGGAUAUAACAGGAGAAGUGGAUUCAUUUGUAGGCGUGAUUUAUAGCACAAAUGAUAUCCAACAAAGUACCGCAGCUAUGGCGAUAAAUAGGGAAAAAUUCACGGUUUUUAUGGGCACGGACGAAGCAAUUUUGGGGGCUGCUGCGAGUGGUUUUACUUGUAUUAUGGGAACAAGUUUGAAUUUUUUACCAAAACUGGUAGAAUCGAUUUGUGAGGCUGUGAGAGAGGGGAACAUUAAAAAUGCCCAAACGUCACAAAAUUUACUCAACAGGACAAUAGAUGUAAUAGUAAAACAAGGUGACUACAUAGCAGCCUCAAAGGCUGCAACUGACAUCAUUACUAGCACUUGUGGUACAACUACUAGAGAGCCUUUACAAACAUUAUGGGAAGGCACGAUAAAGAAACUCCAAUGCAAAUUACGUGAACUUGGUGUUAUGUAAGUCACUUUUAUAUUUUUACACAUUCAUUUAAAAAUACAAUAAACUUUAAGAUUCUA
Messenger RNA from Tribolium madens (black flour beetle), 1454 nucleotides. Its product is annotated as N-acetylneuraminate lyase-like. Gene Ontology annotation, biological process: N-acetylneuraminate catabolic process. The record is from RefSeq and is a predicted model, not a curated record. Lineage: Eukaryota; Metazoa; Arthropoda; Insecta; Coleoptera; Tenebrionidae. The coding region runs from base 43 to 1398 and encodes 451 amino acids. The transcript is spliced from 7 exons. Gene Ontology annotation, molecular function: N-acetylneuraminate lyase activity; 4-hydroxy-tetrahydrodipicolinate synthase activity.